Rhinolophus ferrumequinum (greater horseshoe bat) is the source of this 10834-nucleotide messenger RNA. RefSeq names its product Janus kinase 2 (gene JAK2). Gene Ontology annotation, biological process: cell surface receptor signaling pathway via JAK-STAT; intracellular signal transduction; cytokine-mediated signaling pathway. Lineage: Eukaryota; Metazoa; Chordata; Mammalia; Chiroptera; Rhinolophidae. The transcript has 25 exons. Gene Ontology annotation, molecular function: non-membrane spanning protein tyrosine kinase activity; cytokine receptor binding; ATP binding. The coding region runs from base 497 to 3895 and encodes 1132 amino acids. Gene Ontology annotation, cellular component: membrane; cytosol; cytoskeleton. The record is from RefSeq and is a predicted model, not a curated record.
CUGCAGGAAGUAGAGAGAAAGAGGAGCAGAAGGGGGCAGCAGCGACUGCCGCUAACGGCCUCGCUCGGCGCUGACAGGCUGGGCCGGCGCCCGGCUCGCUCGGGAGUUCGCGCCGCCGCCUCGGCCGCUCGGCUCCUGGGCCCCGACUUGCGGUGCGCGUCGGGCGAAGAGCUGCUACCGCCGCGCGGGGAGAGGCCCGGGCCCCGCCGCCGAGGGAUGUGAGUGGGAGCCGAACCCUCACGGGAGGGCCCCGGAGGGCCCAGCCUGGCGGACGCUCGGACCCGUGCCCUCUCUUGGGGCUUCGAAGACCUUGGCCGGCCGGAGGCGCCUGGUAGGAGCAGCCCCUGUGGGUUUGGGGGCGCAUCCUCGUCGUCCGAUCUGUGCAGCGGGUUUCAGACACAGGCAGGGGAACAAGAUGUGAACUGCUUUUCUUCUGCAGAAAAAGAGGUCCUUCCUCCUCUUCCCUCGACGGCAGAUGUUCUGAAAAAGAUUCUGCAUGGAAAUGGCUUGCCUUACAAUGACAGAAAUGGAAGGAACGUCCACAUCUCCUAUACAUCAGAAUGGUGAUAUUCCUGGAAAUGAUAAUUCUGUGAAGCAAAUAGAUCCGAUUCUGCAUGUGCAUCUUUAUCAUUCCCUUGGGAAAACUGAGGGAGAUUACUUGAAGUUUCCAAUUGGGAAGUAUGUUGCAGAAGAAAUUUGUGUUGCUGCUUCUAAAGCUUGUGGAAUCACACCUGUGUAUCAUAGUAUGUUUGCUUUAAUGAGUGAAACAGAAAGGAUCUGGUAUCCGCCCAACCAUGUCUUCCAUAUAGAUGAAUCAACCAGGCACGAUGUACUCUAUAGAAUAAGGUUUUACUUUCCUUACUGGUAUUGUAAUGGCAGCAACAGAACCUAUCGGCAUGGAAUAUCUCGAGGUGCUGAAGCUCCUCUUCUUGAUGACUUUGUCAUGUCUUACCUUUUUGCUCAGUGGCGUCAUGAUUUUUUGCAUGGGUGGAUAAAAGUACCUGUGACUCAUGAAACACAGGAAGAAUGUCUUGGGAUGGCAGUGUUAGAUAUGAUGAGAAUAGCCAAAGAAAAGGAUCAAACCCCACUGGACAUCUACAGCUCUAUCAGCUACAAGACAUUCUUACCAAAAUGUGUUCGUGCAAAGAUCCAAGAGUAUCAUAUUUUGACAAGGAAGCGAAUAAGGUACAGAUUUCGCAGAUUUAUUGAGCAAUUCAGCCAUUGCAAAGCCACUGCCAGAAACUUGAAACUUAAGUAUCUUAUAAAUCUGGAAACUCUUCAGUCUGCCUUCUACACAGAGCAAUUUGAAGUAAAAGAACCGGGAAGAGGUUCUUCAGGUGAGGAGAUUUUUGCAACCAUUAUAAUAACUGGAAACGGUGGAAUUCAGUGGUCAAGAGGGAAACAUAAAGAAAGUGAGACACUGACAGAACAGGAUUUACAGUUAUACUGUGAUUUUCCUGAUAUUAUUGAUGUCAGUAUUAAGCAGGCAAACCAAGAAGGCUCAAAUGAAAGCAGAAUUGUAACUAUUCAUAAGCAAGAUGGUAAAAACCUGGAAAUUGAACUUAGCUCAUUAAGAGAAGCUUUGUCCUUUGUGUCGUUAAUUGAUGGAUAUUACAGAUUAACUGCAGAUGCACAUCAUUACCUCUGUAAAGAAGUAGCGCCUCCAACGGUGCUGGAAAAUAUACAAAGCAACUGUCAUGGCCCGAUUUCAAUGGAUUUUGCCAUCAGUAAACUGAGGAAAGCAGGUAAUCAGAGUGGACUCUAUGUACUUCGAUGCAGUCCUAAGGACUUUAAUAAAUAUUUUUUGACUUUUGCUGUCGAGCGAGAAAAUGUCAUUGAAUAUAAGCACUGUUUGAUUACAAAAAAUGAGAAUGGAGAAUACAACCUAAGUGGGACUAAAAAGAACUUCAAUAAUCUUAAAGAUCUUUUGAAUUGCUACCAGAUGGAAACUGUUCGCUCAGACAAUAUAAUUUUCCAGUUUACGAAAUGCUGUCCCCCAAAGCCAAAAGAUAAAUCAAACCUUCUAGUCUUCAGAACCAAUGGUAUUUCUGAUGUGCCCACCUCACCAACAUUACAGAGGCAUAAUAAUGUGAACCAAAUGGUGUUUCACAAAAUCAGAAGUGAAGAUUUGAUAUUUAAUGAAAGCCUUGGCCAAGGCACUUUCACAAAAAUUUUUAAAGGCAUAAGAAGAGAAGUGGGAGACUAUGGUCAACUGCAUGAAACAGAAGUUCUUUUAAAAGUUCUGGAUAAAGCACAUAGAAACUAUUCAGAGUCUUUCUUUGAAGCAGCAAGCAUGAUGAGCCAGCUUUCUCACAAGCAUCUGGUUUUAAAUUAUGGAGUAUGUGUCUGUGGAGAGGAGAAUAUUCUGGUUCAGGAGUUUGUGAAAUUUGGAUCAUUAGAUACAUAUUUGAAAAAGAAUAAAAAUUCUAUAAACAUAUUAUGGAAACUUGAAGUGGCUAAACAGUUGGCAUGGGCCAUGCAUUUUCUAGAAGAAAAAACCCUUAUUCAUGGGAAUGUGUGUGCCAAAAAUAUUCUACUUAUCAGAGAAGAAGACAGGAAGACAGGAAAUCCUCCUUUCAUCAAACUUAGUGAUCCUGGCAUUAGUAUUACAGUUUUGCCAAAGGACAUUCUUCAGGAGAGAAUACCAUGGGUACCACCUGAAUGUAUUGAAAAUCCUAGAAAUCUAAACUUGGCAACAGACAAAUGGAGUUUCGGUACCACUUUGUGGGAAAUCUGCAGUGGAGGAGAUAAGCCUCUGAGUGCUUUGGAUUCUCAAAGAAAGCUACAGUUUUAUGAAGAUAGGCACCAGCUUCCUGCGCCAAAGUGGACAGAAUUAGCAAAUCUUAUCAAUAAUUGUAUGGAUUACGAACCAGAUUUUAGACCUUCUUUCAGAGCUGUCAUACGAGAUCUUAAUAGUUUGUUUACUCCAGAUUAUGAACUGUUAACAGAAAAUGACAUGUUACCGAAUAUGAGGAUAGGUGUCCUCGGGUUUUCUGGUGCUUUUGAAGACCGAGACCCUACACAGUUUGAAGAGAGACACUUGAAAUUUCUGCAGCAACUGGGCAAGGGUAAUUUUGGGAGUGUGGAGAUGUGCCGGUAUGACCCUCUACAAGACAAUACUGGGGAGGUGGUGGCUGUGAAAAAGCUCCAGCACAGUACCGAAGAACACCUCAGAGACUUCGAAAGGGAAAUUGAAAUCCUUAAAUCCCUGCAGCAUGACAACAUUGUAAAGUACAAGGGAGUGUGCUACAGUGCUGGCCGGCGCAAUCUAAGAUUAAUUAUGGAAUAUUUACCAUAUGGAAGUUUACGAGACUAUCUCCAAAAGCAUAAAGAACGGAUAGAUCAUAAAAAACUUCUGCAGUACACAUCUCAAAUAUGCAAGGGUAUGGAAUAUCUUGGUACAAAAAGGUAUAUCCACAGGGAUCUGGCAACAAGGAAUAUAUUGGUGGAGAAUGAAAACAGAGUUAAAAUUGGAGAUUUUGGGCUAACCAAAGUAUUGCCACAAGACAAAGAAUACUACAAAGUGAAAGAACCUGGUGAAAGCCCCAUAUUCUGGUAUGCUCCAGAAUCACUGACAGAGAGCAGGUUUUCCGUGGCCUCAGAUGUUUGGAGCUUUGGAGUGGUUCUGUAUGAACUUUUUACAUAUAUUGAGAAGAGUAAAAGUCCACCAGCGGAGUUCAUGCGUAUGAUUGGCAAUGACAAACAAGGGCAGAUGAUUGUGUUUCAUUUGAUAGAACUCCUAAAGAAUAAUGGAAGAUUACCAAGACCAGAUGGAUGCCCAGAUGAGAUUUAUGUGAUCAUGACAGAAUGCUGGAACAAUAAUGUAAAUCAACGCCCCUCUUUCAGACACCUAGCUCUUCGAGUUGAUCAGAUAAGGGACAAUAUGGCUGGAUGAAAGAAACGAACUUCACUCUGAGACCAAAACAGAAUUAGAGAACAAAGUUUUGUAUUUCAUAUUGCUGUAGACUAUUAUUACAUAUAUUAUUGUUAUGUAUAUUAUGAUGCUAGCCAGCAAUGAUGUGGAAAUAUCUGCUCAAAACUUUCAAAAUUGAGUGAGUUUUUCUUCAAGAAGGCACCAAAGAAAUGGAUGAAAAUUUCUUAGCAAAGAAUUUUGUAAAGUUUCAUGAACCUGAUCAGUCAGUUAACAUCAUCUUUCUUUGGCGAAAGAAAAAUAAUAGACUUUUUUCAACUCAGAAUUUUGAGAAAUGAAAAGCUUGUAAUAUAAGUUUUGCAAUGUUAAGAAUGUGCAGAAUACAUAUGUACAGUUUUUACCACAGUGAAUGUAUACUACCUUGGCAUCUUGUGUGAUGUUUUACACAAGGGCCGGUAUUCAUUAAUAGUGUUUUCUAACUUUUUUAUAGUUGAUCUACAGUAACUUCACGAUACAAACAAAUUAAGAUGCUCAGAUAAUUGAAUAAGCACCUUUGUGUCCUUGUUCAUCUGUCUCAUUGGCCAGCAAUAUAAGCAGGUAUACACUUUUAGCUUGUAGCUGUAUGUAUUGUAAAUAUUUUUCAAAGAAAAGGGAACAAAUAUUUAGUUUUAUUUGUUUAGGAAAUCUCCCUGACUCUAAAAAAUACAUUUUGAAAUGGAACAAGUUUACAAAGCUGUAACACAAUCUAUUUUCUUAUUUGUCUCCCUUGUUUCUGUUUGUGGUAUGUUUUUUUUUUUUAAUAGAACUAUCUCCAAGUUUUUCUAAGACUAUGGUGAAUAGUUUUCUUUUACAAUUUUGAGAUUAUGAAUGUAGGGAUAUUGUCAUCCCUUGAGCUGUUGGCUGCCAGUGAGAUUCUUCAAUCCCUGGGACCUAUAGACAUGCAUUAAAUUAAGUGUAAGCCAUAAAAUAAUGUUGUUUUUAAAUAUAUAAACUUAUUAAGAUGCAUAGUGAGUUAGGAAUUUUUUUUUCUAAAGACUAUAUUUUAGGGAUUUCAGAAAUCUGUUGCAGUUACAGAAGAAAUUUCCUUUUGUUGGAGAUUCUUAUAUACAAAGAAGAAAUGAGAGUAAAUUGGUGGAAAAGUAUACUUAUUUUAUUCAAGAAUGCCAGUAGAAAAUUCAUAAUGUAUGCCUUUUAAGAAAAAUGAGAGUGUACAUAUUUUCAAUGAAGUAAAAAGGGUUGUUUAUUAUUGUCUUCAUUUGUUUUAGUGCUACUCCAUUUUAGACACCAUACGUAAAAUAUGGUGGGGUUUAUUGUUUUAUUUAUACUAAGUUUAAAGUACUUAGUAUUUUGGUUAAAAAGAAAACAGUUUCUUUAUUUUCAGUGUUAUAUGCUAUUUUUUUAAACUUGUACUUAAGACUUUUGAUUAUUUUUCUAUUUUUUGGAGCUGGUUUUAAAAUGCAAAUUACAUAAGAAAAAAUGCCUCACACAUACAGUUUGAGAUUUUUUGGUUGGACUGAAGAAAUGCUUUUUACGUGAUCUUUAAAGCAUCUUAGUAGUUAGUGACUGCAAAAAUCAUCUAAAAUGAUAGUAUAUUAGAUUUUUAAAGGUUUCUAGUAGAUGUUUUGAUGAAAGUUAAAUAUAAUUUUUAUUUAAUUUGUGAAGAUUCCUCAAGGAUCUGUAAAUAUAAUGCAGUUAAAGAUCUUCCAUUCUGCUGCUUUUCAAAUUAAAAGCAUAUCACAUGAUAUGCUUGAUUUUAGAUUUUUGUACUAAAACUUAAAUACUUAAAGGUAGAUUCUUAAAGGUCUAAAACAUUUUGUUUGUUUUUAAAAACAAAUGUUAACUAGAUUUCUUUUAAAAAAUAUUUGUAAUGUUUCAUUUUUAAGAAAAAAAUCCCAUAUAAACAUUCUUAAGUAUUUAGAGUGGGAUAACUACCUUAUUGUAAAAUUCUAAGUUUUCAAGUGAAUUACUAUUCAUUAAGGGUUAGUGAUGUUUUACAUUUUGAUUGUGACCAAACAUAAAAAGAAAUUAACCCUGUUUAGUUGGUUCUGCAGAAGAAACCGACAAUUAUUGUACCAACUAAUACCAAAAUGUUUCUUGAAAUUAAUAUUCUUCAGAAACGAGGGUAAAGAUUUUCUUAGAAUUCUCUAAUUCUGUAAAUAUUCUAGUAUAUUAAGUUAAACAGUUUUUAUAUAAAUAAUUCCCUAUGUCCAUGGCUACCUACUUUGGGAAAUAGUCACUUUUUAAUGUUAUUUAUAUAUAUGCUGCCAGUAGCACUAUAAUUUGCUGUGAAAGAGUGCUUUUUUACAACCCAAGAUUUCUGCUAUAAAGUCAAGUGAAAUUUUUAUCACAACUAUAACUUCCAAUAUUUCCAUUUUAUUUGAACAGUUUUAUUAUAGAGUAGACAUUAGGAAAUACCUACAGUUCUAUACCUGGGGAACCAUUCUCCAUGGGGUGGCAUUAUGUGGGCAGUUUAUUGAGACUGUGUUAUUUUCUUUUUUGUGCCUUUAGCAUGUUCUCACAAAAUUGAAGUAUUGAUGUAAUAAAUAUUCAGAAGUUAUUUUCUUUUGUACUGUCACCUAACCAAGGAAGUGGGGUACAUACAGUGGUUUAGGAAUAUGCAAAAAAAAAAAAAAAAAGCCUUUUAUAAUAGUAAAUUAUCUUUAGAUUUUUUUAAAGAAAUGCUUCCUAAGGUUGCUCUCAACUACUGUGUGCUCUUUAUGAACAUUGCUGUAUCCACUCUGGUUUCUGGAAUUUAAAUUAUUUCUCAUGAAAUUUUCUCUAAUUUUCUAGUAUAACUUUCUAAAGAUCUUUCAGUUUACUAUAUUAGAAUAACUAAUAAGAGUAAGUAUAAGUCAGCAGGAUUACCCAAACAAAAGACUAGAUUAUAUGAGAUAAACUUCAUUCUAUUUAAGGAAAAAAAUCAGAGUAUGUAUAUCAGAAAAUACUUUGUGUUGUGUUUACCCCCAGAUUUGGGUUAGUGGUACUUAAUUUCAAGACAGCUAGCUGCUAAGUGUUUCAUGAUGCUAACAGUAACAUUAGAGAGAUUUCAGAAUGACAUCAAAAGAUGAAAAUUCUAAAACUUUCACAUUAAUCAUAUUUAUACAAUAUGUAUAUCAUAUAGCCUUUAACUUUUCAUAUGAUCAAAUUCUUAGUAAAAUGUACAUGCUAUACCUAAAUAUUAAAAUAUUUAAUUGUUUUUAUUACAAUAUGUUCUUCCUUAGAUUAAGAAAUUAAUUUCUAUUGUGCUUAUACUAGAUGGCAUUGCUUAAUUGGCACAAGCCCUAAAUAAGGUUCAUUUUUUUAAUCUUACAAAUGUAUAAGAAAAAGCCUUGUCUCCAAUUGAAAUACCACUCUUUAUUAAUAUGGUUUUAAAAGUUGUUAAUGAUAUGUUUUAUGUGCUGGUAGUCUCAGCCUAUCAAUAACUAAUGUGUGGUUGAACCAUCCUUGUAGUUAUUAUGACUGCAAGAUGCAGUUGAGGAAUAACUAUCAGAAAACUUUGGAGAAAAAAAAAAAUAAAGGUUCAUUACUUAUAGGACCUGGAAAUUACCUAGCAGACCUGGGGCCACACAGUGAAGGCCCGGGGUCGAGAAAGAGAGUACAGGGGCCUGGGUUUUUUUUUGUUGUGGUCAAGGGUGGGGGCCUAGGGUUUUGUGGGCUCUUUAUUGGUGAAUUUAAAACAUAACAGCAGGAAUUUAAAGCAUAGGAAGAGAAAAAAACAAGUUGUUCAAAUGGUCAAUUAUUGAAAUUAACCAAGAUAUCAGAAACAAAGGAGACUUAGUAGAGGGAGGUAGACUGGUUCUUCUUCUAGGCAAAUAUAUAUGUGGCUGGCAAUGUGUGUAUUGGAGAUCACCUCUUUGAAGUGGAUGCAUCUGCAAUCAAAAUGUAAGUCAGAUAUUUGCAUUACAGAAAAGAAAACCCAACUGUCAGGGCUUAUAGUACAUGAUCCAUUAUAAAGCCUUUUUUUGCAUAGGAAUUGCUUAACAUCUUUCUUUUUAACACAACUGGAUUUAUAAAAUGAGAUGGUUAAAAGAACUCUUAAGAGUCCCUGUUCCAGUCAUCCAUAGUCUUAGAUUUUGUGAAUAGUUUUGAUUUUAAUAUCUGUAGUAGGAAGCACUCCUAUAAAUAUUUCUUGGGGUCAAGUCAGACAGCUUUGAGGAGCGUGAACAGACAGAAUCAUAGCUUUUAGAUCUGACUUUUGGUAAAUAAUAAAUAUUGCAAGGUGGUAAGAAAAAGAUGGUGUUAAACAAACAAAACUUGAAUGGCCAAAAGCUUUUCUAAAAGAAAGGGUUUCUUGAGCCAUGUGCUAGCCAGAAAAGGACCCGGGUCCUGGGGCAGGAAGUUUAAACAACCAUCAUCAGGGCUAAGCAGACAAGAUAAACAUGUCUGCCGUCCUGGAGUUGAUGGGCACUUUCACACAUUGUGUUUUGGGGAAGAAAGAUGUAAGUUGCUUUGAAAGAAUUGACCUUGGUUACAGAUAAGGGGAGUGGGAGAGGGUGAACCAGGGGCAGUUCUACGAUAGGCGCACAGUCUGUAAUGAAGAAUUGUUUACAUCGUUUGAUUGGUUACAGGCAACAAUCCAGAAAAUUCAUGUAUAUGUAGGAUGUGGUGGUGUCUAGCAGUUGGCUAAUAGAGGGCUGGAGGUUGUUUCAAAGCUCCAGCAUCCAUCCAGGAAUGUGAGCAGUCUUUUCUUAGUUGGAACACAGCUAUGUUAACUUAAAAAUAAAGACCUUUCAAAGUGAGAGGCAACGUUUACUUGAGAUCAAUAAGAAUAGCCAUUUGGGAUUCAUUUAGGCAGAAGCCCAUAGUGUUCUGAUUGGAAGACAGGCAAUGGGUAUUUAUGAGAAAGGGAAGGGGAACAAUUACAUCAAUAGAAGAAAGCUAUUGGUGCUGAUAACAUAGUGAUGUUAAUUCUUUUUUUAAAAUUAAAUUUAUUGGGGUAACAAUGGUUAGUAAAAUUACAUAGGUUUCAAGUGCACAAUUCUGUAAUACAUCAUCUAUAUAUCACAUUGUGCAUUAAUUCUAAACAAUGUUUUAAAUUUUAAGUUUGGUAGUCAUCAGUCCAGUAGUCGAAACAACUGCUUUCUUGUUAUUUUUGCAAACAGUUCUUUGGGACACGAUGUUGCAUUCGGCCCAGUCCAAAGGUUCUUUUGCCCUGUUUUUACAUUGCAAAGAUUUGAGGCAUAAGACGUGCAAGGCAGUUCCUCUGGCAUGGCAGCUCCAGCUCCAUUUUAAAGUGGCUCCAUUUAUAUUAUUGUUUACAUUCCCCCCUUUUGAUCAGGAUCUUUCCUUGAAAGUGUUGCUGAUCAAUUAUUGGAAAGCAGCACUGAUCAGUUAUUAAAAUCAUCAUUGGUCUUCAAUUGUCAGGUGGCUCGUUUUGGAUCUGUCAUCCCAGUCCCUCAUCUAAGAAGGCUCAUUCCUGCUAUGUCACGGCCCAUGCAGAAAGUGUCUUUUUAGGAGCCUUAGGUCACAUUUUAGCAACAAGAGCACCAGAUCAGAGGAAGGCUUUCACCGUCAUCUCUCUUUAAGGAUAGACAUCUGUAGUUUCUUGGGUUUCUCAUAUGAAGUCUCAUAGGCUGUAGCAAUCAUCUCAAAACAUUGAGCAACCACUAUCAGAAUGGUGUCCUUAUAACUUCGAGCUAUGCAAAACAAAGAUGUAUAACAGCAGAAGUUUUUAUAAUAAACAGAAUGGUAAGUUCAAGUUAAAGAAUAAAUCUGAGGGCAGUCAGCUGAGGAUAUUAAAGAACCAUGAGGUGUUGGUGAGCCCUGUGCAAUGGGCAUUUUAUAGUGGUUCUGUUUAUAUAUUCCUGUUUACAGCUAUUAACUGGUUAACAAUUCUCGUCUCUUUUUCUCACUGGCAGCUGUAAUUUAAUUUAGAACAUCUCAAAUUUUCUCUCUUCAGUGAUUUAGCAGGAUGUGGUAAAGACAGCCGUCAGCUGAUAAGGGACAUUAUCAGUUGCAGAUGAUCCGAUAUCAGAGCAAGUACUAAACACAAAUGAAAGCGUGCAAUAGAUUUAUUGAUCAAUUAUCCUUUCAAGCACAAUUGUAUACAUAGAUGAAAAUGUUUAGUUGUGCUUUUCACACAAAAGACAAUUAAGUGGGGAGUAUUUUUAAUGAAAAAGUUUAUGGUCUUUCAAAUGCUUGGAAUAUAUAUGAAUCUCAGUGUGAAUUUUCUAUUAGCAUGUAGCAUAAGAUUGUGAGUUGGAAUUUAUUUACUGAAAUUAAAAACAUUAGCGAUCAAGGAAAUCAUAGAUACUAAAGAAAAUGGACACAAUGAGAAAGAUAAGCCUAACACUCAAGGCACUCAAUUAUGAAAAUAUCUACUUGAAAUAUGCUUUUCAACUUCAACUACCUGAAAUACACAUAUGACACUUUCUUCCUCUGCAUAAAAGUGUUUUUCAAGGUUGCUGUAACAAUGAAUGUAGACAUUCCAAAUUUUUAGUAUAAAAUUUUUUUUCUAUCCUUAGUAACAUUUAAGACGUCUUAAUUUUUGGUUGGAGAAGAAAAAAGUUGUUUGCAGAAUCAGACUUUAUCCUGAUUCUUAAAAAUAACCGAAUUCUCUAAUACUGAUCACAGUACUUUUAAUCUGCCUAACCAGGGUGUCUAUGAUCAAAGCCCUUGAUGUGCACACUUCGGGUGGCUCAAAGCUAAAUGACAAAUCGGAAGCGGUUUGUGCUGAAUGAUAGCACUUAUUGACUGCUGUUCAGAAAGUGUUUUAACAACAGAGUAACAGUCACUAUUUCCUGCAAAUCCUGCCAGAACAUUUUUUUUCUUUCCUUCUUUUAAAAAAUGUUUUAAAUCCUUGUUUCUACCAGUAAUUCUGAGGAUAGCAUGAAUCUCCUAGUACCACUUCUUUUCCUUCUGUGUUUAGUUUUAUAACACUGCAUUGCAGCUGUUGAAUAGGAAUUCUUGAUAAUAUGUGUAAAGUUAUUGUUGACAAAGAACAUUAAAACUGAGUUUUUUUAA